Molecule: messenger RNA, 4278 nt
Organism: Bombina bombina (fire-bellied toad)
Lineage: Eukaryota; Metazoa; Chordata; Amphibia; Anura; Bombinatoridae
Gene: ZER1
Product: zyg-11 related cell cycle regulator
Exons: 16
Coding region: 236-2539 (767 amino acids)
Cellular component (GO): Cul2-RING ubiquitin ligase complex
Molecular function (GO): protein binding
Source: RefSeq, a predicted model, not a curated record
CUAACAGUGUAAUGAACUUUAGAGGGUGCGGGAUAAAUCUGCGGAGCGUGAAGUGCUCAGUGACCUUUGGGGGGACACGGUCCUUUUACUGUAUUAACCGUGGUCUGUGAUGCACCGAACGCCCGGGGGAACUUGCCCCUAUGAUUCUCAACGAAGGUUAAGGGAUUCGGAGAAUAACUUGUUUUUGGAGAUCUUUCUGCUAAACCGUAUCCUGCCUUUGUAGACCAGCGCCAAGAUGGCAUGUGAUAGCCCAGAGUCUCUGAUGACCAUUUGCACAGACUACUGUCUCCGGAACCUGAAGGGCACUCUCUGCUAUCUGUUAGAUAAUGAGACCCUUCGUCUGCAUCCAGACAUUUUUCUUCCAAGUGAAAUUUGUGACAGGCUUGUGAAUGAGUACAUUGAACUGGUGAAUGCAGACAGCAGCUUUGAGCCCCAUGAGAGCUUCUUCACCCUAUUCUCUGAGCCACAGAGCACACGGCUCACCCGACUUCACCUGCGGGAGGACAUUGUGCAAGAUCAAGAUCUGGAAGCAAUCCGAAAGCAAGACCUCGUUGAGCUCUACUUAACUAACUGUGAGAGGUUGACCGCUAAAAGUCUGCAGACUCUGUCACGUUUCAGCAACACCCUGGUGUCUCUCAGCUUGUUUGGCUGCAUCAACAUAUUCUUUGAGGAGGAGAAUCUAGGAGGAUACGAUGAGAACGAUUGUCUAGUGAACCCCACUCGCCAGGUCUUGGUCCGGGACUUCACAUUCCAAGGUUUCCAGCAUUUGCGCUUCCUGAAUCUUGGCUGCAUUACCAAAGGGAUCAAUGUUGAGAUGAUGUUGCAGCCUUUGAUCUGCUUGAAAGCCCUAAACCUGUCAGGCAUUCAGCUCAAUGAUGUGGGCUUCUUGACCCAGUGGAAGGACACUCUUGUGUCUCUGGUGCUAUACAAUAUGGACCUGUCUGAAGAACACAUCCGGGUUAUAGUGCAGCUGCUGAAGCUCAGGCACCUGGAUAUCUCUCGGGAUCGUCUGUCCAGUUACUACAAAUUCAAGCUGACACGUAAAGUGCUGAGCCGCUUUGCAGAGAACCUUGAAGACCUUGUCUCUUUAGAUAUCUCAGGUCAUAUGAUGCUGGAAAACUGUGCAGUCUCCAAAAUGGAUGAAGAGCUGGGUCCUCCCAGCAAUGACCUCUGUAAGAGCAGUAUUGCGCCGUUUCGUGCAUUGAAAAGGCCUUUACAGUUCCUGGGUCUGUUUGAAACCUCCCUGUGCCGCCUGAUGCACAUUCCAGCCUACAAGGUGAGCGGUGACAAAAACGAAGAACAAGUUCUGAAUGCUAUUGAAUCAUACACUGAACAUCGUCCUGAAAUAACAUCUCGUGCUAUCAACCUCCUGUUUGACAUUGCGCGUAUUGAGCGCUGCAACCAGCCACUGCGAGCGCUGCAGCUGGUUAUUGCAGCUCUCAAGUGUCACAAAUAUGACAAAACAAUUCAGGUGACAGGGAGUGCCGCCCUGUUUUAUUUGACCAACUCUGAUUACCGCAGCGAGCAGAGUGUACGGAUAAGGAGACAGGUCAUCCAGGUGGUUCUGAAUGGAAUGGAGUCCUAUCAGGAGGUCACGGUGCAGAGGAACUGCUGCCUAACCCUGUGUAACUUCAGUAUCCCAGAAGAACUUGAGUUUCAGUAUCAGAGGGUAAAUGAACUGCUCCUAAACAUCCUAAUCCCCACGCGGCAGGAUGAGUCCAUCCAGCGCAUCGCUGUCCAUCUCUGCAACGCCCUUGUCUGCCAGGUGGACAAUGACCACAAGGAAGCUGUUGGCAAGAUGGGUUUUGUCAUGACUAUGCUGAAGCUAAUACAGAAGAAGUUGCAAGACAAAAUGUGUGACCAAGUCAUGGAAUUCUCUUGGAGCGCCUUGUGGAAUAUUACAGAUGAGACUCCAGAUAAUUGUGAAAUGUUUCUCAACUACAGCGGCAUGAAGCUAUUUCUGGAGUGCCUAAAAGAAUUUCCAGAGAAGCAAGAACUUCAUCGCAACAUGCUCGGGCUGCUGGGAAAUGUAGCAGAAGUGCGUGAGCUACGUCCGCAACUGAUGACCUCACAGUUCAUUACAGUUUUCAGCAACCUCUUAGAGAGCAAGGCGGAUGGCAUUGAGGUGUCGUACAAUGCCUGCGGUGUGCUGUCACACAUCAUGUUUGAUGGCCCUCAGGCAUGGUUCAUUGGAGAACCUACUCGGCAGGAGGUGGUGGAUCGAAUGUGGGGGGCUAUCCAGAGCUGGGACCUCAAUUCCAGAAGAAACAUUAACUACAGGUCAUUCGAGCCAAUUCUUCGGCUCCUUCCUCAGAGCGUCGCCCCUGUUAGCCAGCACUGGGCAACGUGGGCUCUAUAUAACCUUGUGUCUGUAUAUCCUGAUAAAUACUGCCCUUUGCUGAUCAAGGAAGGAGGGCUGCCUCUUCUGAUAGAUGUCGUCAGCAUGGCUUCAAGCCACCAGGAAACUAAAGACAUGGCCAGGAAAGUCCUUGACCAUUGCAGUAAUUAUAACGAGGAAGGGAUGGAUACUAUGUUAUGAGGAAAAGCUACUCAAUAAAAGACUGAGUUCUUCACAGAGAACGGAAAAGCUAAAGAGUUCCCUGUCUGUCUCUGGUCUGGAGAGAGGACUCAUUUGCACAAGAGAGUCUUUUUAUUCGUGGUUCAUUUUGUUGGUUAUCUAUAACUUUGGGUGUGAUUGCAGCAGAAGAAAACUGAAAACGCGCGUAGGCUUCCAUGGAAGCUGCGCUUCAGAGGCCUCUCAUUUUCUCUGGCAGACUUUCUAGGGAUUGGGUAAAAAGGCACUUUAGCAGCAGUUAAUCACAUACACAACUCAAGGUUGUUCACUGACUUGCUUAAAACCCAGAAAGCAAUGUGGUAGAAUUGUAAUAUACAGAUAUUGUUCACCUCAAUAACCAUCACAAGAUAUUAGUAAAUCUGUAAAUACUUCCCCCAAUGAGAGAACACGGGAGAGAGAGCACUGCUUUGUGUUUUACACUACACUCUCUAGUACGUUAGGGUUACAAGCAGUUUGUGAGAUUGUGUGCUCCUUCACAUCAUACACGCAGUUUUCUGGAAUUAUACGAAUGGGUUUCAUUGGCUUUAUUUUUGUGGAAUUCUAGGUCCUGUAUUCUGAACAUUCCCAGAAGUUCAGGCUAAGAGUGACAAAGGCUAAUGACACCAAUAAAGUGUUUAGUGUUGCUCAACUGACACUGUCAUGCAAAGAAACAUUUGUUAUUGAGACCUAGGACUGAAAAUGAUCAUCUGCAAUUCCAUAGCGUUCAUAACAUAUUCUAUUCCAGCACACACAUUGCUUACGUCAUAGCAUGUUAAAUCAUUGCAACAAAAACAAUAUAGAAUCCCCUUUUCUUUUAAAAAUCUAAUGUAUUUACUGUGCUGUUUAGGCCAUAAUAGGUCUAUGCCAUUUCCUGACGUAGAUCAGUCCCAUCACUACCGGGAGAGUAAAGUGUAUUUGUAUCUGGCUGCUCUUUCUCAUAUGGAUGAAAUUGUUCUUAUGGUCACAGUGCCAAAGCAGCUUUGGGUGAAUUAUUUUAGCUGCUGGUUCGCGUUGUUAGUGCUAACUCACAGGUGGAAGCUAUAAUGCUGCCCUCUCGAGGGUUAACAAAGAAUACUGCUGUUUGCAUUACGAGGUGUACUGCCUAAGCAAUAUGUUAGUAAUGCUCUUUAAUCCGUAUGAAUCCUGUAAGUAUAUGUAUAAAUAUAUAUAUUUUUUCUCUUUGCUUUAAGUGUUAUGAUUUAAUUCUUCUUACUUAUUUUCUCCCCCCCCCCCCCUUGCAUCCAACUGUUUCCAAGUGUUCCUUAGCAGAUCUGCACUGGCAGCAGAAACCAGUGAGGCAGAGUGAUCAAGGGCUCUUGCAAAACGCUCCCCUUAAUACCGUGGCAUUGGUGAGAGAUCAGUAUAGCUGAAUAUGGGGUGCUUCUGUAUCUCCUCGGAUAGCUUCAGCUGAUGAUUUUUAUGGCUGAACAUUUGAAUAGUAAUUCGGAAGCCUUGUUGCCAGAUAAAGGCCCUGAUGUUCUAUCUAGCACACCUUUUUGUUAUUUUAUCAAAUGUACAUCUUAUCUCCUGAUUUGUAAAGAACAUUCAGAAUCAAGCAGAUUAUCUUGAGAACUAACCACAAGACCUCAUAUCCACUCAUUUGUAAGGGCCCGUGUGCUGUCCGCAGACAGUAAAAUGAGAGAGACGUGUUCCAUGCCAUGUGCAGUGUGUUUUGUAAAAGGAUACAAUUAUCAAUGAAGUCAAUAAACUUCCAUUAUAAGAAA